This is a messenger RNA of Penicillium lagena, 1863 nucleotides long. Its product is annotated as SET domain-containing protein. Gene Ontology annotation, molecular function: histone H4K20 methyltransferase activity; protein binding. The coding region runs from base 1 to 1863 and encodes 620 amino acids. The transcript has 2 exons. The record is from RefSeq and is a predicted model, not a curated record. Gene Ontology annotation, cellular component: nucleus. Lineage: Eukaryota; Fungi; Ascomycota; Eurotiomycetes; Eurotiales; Aspergillaceae.
AUGCCUCCGAAGGCGCGAUCCAGUCCUGCCGUGCCCUGCCGCGAACGUCUGACCUUGGCCAAGCUGGCCAGCUACGACGACGUCGCAACGGAUGCCCUGGUCGAUCGCGCCGCCUUUUGGACCAACACGCGCAAGAACCGCACCAAGUACAGCCCAGCUCGCGGUAUCCACGACGACGAUGUCGCGCACAUCCUUCUCCACGAUGUCGUCGUCGCCAAGGAUAUCCCGCAAGCCGAGCGCAAACUGCUCGACAUGUCCGGCUUGAAGAAAUACAUGAACAGCCUGCCCACCCCACGCGAGAAGGAGUGGUUCCGUCGACACAUCCGCAAAUACAUCCAGAUCUACCACCCGGAUUGUCCAUUCGAGGUCACCACCACCAAUCGCUACACCAUCACCGAGCAUGAGGCGGCUAUCGGUGCGCGUAAGCCGAUCAAGAAGAAUGAAGAGAUCAGAUUCCUCGCUGGAACCUUGGUGCCCAUGACCCGGGAAGAGGAGCUGGACCUCGGCUUGACGCGUAAGGAUUUCAGCAUUGUCAUGUCGAGUCGGCGCAAAACCCCGUCGUUCUUUUUGGGCCCUGCGCGGUUUGCGAAUCAUGACUGCGAUGCCAACGGACGCCUGGUGACAAGGGGUAAUGAAGGCAUGUCGGUUGUGGCUACGCGGAAUAUUGCUGUCGGCGAAGAGAUUACGGUCUCCUACGGCGAUGAUUACUUUGGAAUUGACAAUUGUGAAUGUCUAUGCUCUACAUGCGAACGUGCUUGUCGCAAUGGUUGGUCACCACAGGUGGACUCGGACUGCACCAGCAAAGAAUCCACACCGGCCUCCAUCGAUGAGGCAGCGGAUGUUCCACUGUCCGGAAGAAAGCGCAGACGUGACUCGUUGGACUCGGAUGUCACAUCCUCAGGCUGCUCGACCCCGCUCAAGAAGGCCAAGUUUCAGCGUCAAGUCUCUAAGCUCCGCGAAGAGAUCUCUGUUUCGGAGCUGGCUACGGAACCAGACACGACACUGGUAACAGUGCUUGCUCCAGAGAUCUCUUCGGAGCAGGCUACUGAACCAGAUGCAACACCAGUGACAGUACCUACUUCUGUCUCUGUCGACGAUACUCCUGCCACACCGGCCCAGGGCGAAUACCAGGUCUCGAAGCUGUGCGAGGAGAUCAAGCUUCCGGAUCAAGCCAUCUCUAUUGAACCCGUCUUGGAGGUUACAACCACUGAUUGCGAGUCUCCCGGCUCCCCUGGACCCGCCGAGUCUCACCGAUCAUCGACCUCCACCACGCCAACGUCCGUUGACGAGACCCCCGCCAUCAAGACCGAGGAAGUGAUUGAAACAACUGAGACCCCGGUUGACGGCGAGAAUGAUAACAUGGAAAAAGCCGUUAAAAAGCGCACCUACCGCAAGAGGCGCUUCAUCGUCUCCUCCGUCGAAACGGAGGUGCCAGUCGCCCGGGUACCGGGUGACUACACUAGGACAUCCAGACUACUCGCACAGAAGUAUGACCGCUGGAUCGACUGUUAUACAUGCAAUGUCUGGUUCUUGCAGUCGAAUUCAUACCAGAGACGGCGCGAGUGCCCUCGCUGCGAACGGCAUUCCAAACUGUACGGGUUCCAGUGGCCCAAGACCGAGAAGGAGGGUGCGUGGGAUGAUGAGGAGCGUAUCAUGGACCACCGCGAGGUCAACCGGUUCAUCAGACACGAUGACGAGAAGGGUGUGAGCCGCAGGGGCCGCGGCGUUAGCUUUGGGAUUACGCCCACCCCAGACGGCACUGACGCUCGCACCGAGACAGAAGCCAGUGAUGCGAAUGAUGAGCGCCGCCGGCCUACUCGGUCUAGUCAGCAGCGAGCCCGGGCACUCCGAAUGACGAUGUAA